AAACGAUCCGACUUUAGAAGCUUCAAGCCCAGCAGUUUGGGUUAUUACGAGUUCUGGAAGUUAUAAAAUCGAAGAAGAAAAAUGGAAUACGAAACGUAAACGAGGAAAUUAUUAUCAUGAAUAGUGGUCGGAGUCAGUCAGUAAAAGGAGAAACGAAAUGUUAAUCGAGAAUGAAAUUAAAGACCAGGACAUCCUGAUUCAGCACGAAUCACUCAUCAACGAACAGAAGCCAUGUAAGAAAGCGCCACAGGAAGCAAAUAAAAACAAAUUAUCCGCAAAAAGCUUUGCAGAAAAACAUAGUCGCCUCAAAAUCUAUUACCGUAAGAAACGCUACUAUUACCCAGGGAAUAUACGAUACUAUAGGGAGUAGUUGCUAAAAUCUAAUUUCACCCUUUUUUCGGCAAAUAGUAUUCCAACUCCUGUCUAACAAGGAUGUGGAAAUGAUUCCCGGUAACCAUCAAAGACUCAAAAGAAGUUAUUCGUGGAACCGCAGAAUUGUAGAGAGUUCCAAUCAGAACCAAGUAAAAUGCCACCAGGCAUUAUUGUUGAUAAAAAUGAAGCCACAGAGGAAAAGAUUACUAUUGACAAUCCCGAAUCAGUUGUAAUUGGCCAGAUAAAUGGAGGAAACGAUCCGACUUUAGAAGCUUCAAGCCCAGCAGUUUGGGUUAUUACGAGUUCUGGAAGAUAUAAAAUCGAAGAAGAAAAAUGGAAUACGAAACGCAAACGAGGAAAUUAUUAUCAUGAAUAGUGGUCGGAGUCAGUCAGUAAAAGGAGAAACGAAAUGUUUAUCGAAAAUGAAAUUAAAGACCAGGACAUCCUAAUUCAGCACGAAUCACUCAUAAACGAACAGAGGCCAUGUAAGAAAGCGCCACAGGAAGCAAAUAAAAACAAAUUAUCCGCAAAAAGCUUUGCAGAAAAACACAGUCGCCUCAAAAUCUAUUACCGUAAGAAACGCUACUAUUACCCAGGGAAUAUACGAUACUAUAGGGAGUAGUUGCUAAAAUCUAAUUUCACCCUUUUUUCGGCAAAUAGUAUUCCAACUCCUGUCUAACAAGGAUGUGGAAAUGAUUCCCGGUAACCAUCAAAGACUCAAAAGAAGUUAUUCGUGGAACCGCAGAAUUGAAGAGAGUUCCAAUCAGAACCAAGUAAAAUGCCACCAGGCAUUAUUGUUGAUAAAAAUGAA
Messenger RNA from Nezara viridula (southern green stink bug), 1183 nucleotides. The record is from the annotation of a GenBank genome assembly. NCBI's taxonomy places the organism in Eukaryota, Metazoa, Arthropoda, Insecta, Hemiptera, Pentatomidae.